CUCACCCACCCCCCCAACCACGCACCCACGCAAAGGCUAAACUCGUACUAUCCUACUGCUGAUGAAAAGUUACACCUACCCACCCCCACUCACCCAACUACCCCACUUACCCCAUCUCACCCACCCAUUACCCUACUCCCCCGUCUCACCCACCCACUUCCCUACCCCACCCCAUCUCACCCAUAACUCUAAACCCCCUACCCACGCCCCCACCCACCUCCAUCGCUCACUCAUACACUCUCUUCAUGCCUUCUUUUUCAUGCUUCAAGGUCUUACUCAACAACACCUCAGUUUCAUCUGGUAAUUGAAGGGCUUCUAAUCUUGGAACUGUUCAAUCUCGUCCCAGCUGAGUCUGAUAAUGUCUGGAAGAAUCCUCCCUAAUUUGCCUAAGUGGAAGAGAGGAAACUAGAUGGAGGAUAAGUUUAUUUUCUUAUCUUCAAAUGGAUUCAUAUACUAGUUGAAUGAGCAAAGAUAUAAUUUCCCUGUUUGUUUUCCAGAAGCUGGUGGAUCUGAGUGAAGUCCUGUGGAAUGAACAGCUUGUUUCAUGCAUGUUCUACUGCAAUAUUAACAAGGACUAGCCAUCUUGUUGUGAAGCGUCCAAUCUGUGUAUUUCCAUCUCUUUCAUGGAAGACAAACUUUUGUCAUGCUAGAAUUAGAAAAGUUGAUGCCAACUCAUAUUUGAAUAGAGCUUAUGUUCGCUGCUAUUCGUCCAAAAAGCAUAGUGGAGAUAGUUCUCAAUCGCAGAAUUCUGAUUCCACUCCAGCAAUGAAGGAAGAGAGUGGUUUCUUUGUUGUUAGGAAAGGAGAUCUGGUUGGAGUGUACAAAAACUUGAGUGAUUGCCAAACCCAAGUCGGAUCAUCGAUAUGUGAUCCUGCUGUUAGUGUUUAUAAAGGCUACGCUAUGCCUAAGGAUACAGAAGAAUAUCUUCUCUCUUGCGGGCUUAAAAAUGCACUCUAUUCUAUCAGAGCUGCAGAUCUUACCGAAGAUCUCUUUGGGACUCUAGUACCAUGCCCUUUUCAGCAACCUUCAUCUUCAAAAAGUGGAACAUCUGAUCAUUUGCCAAAGAAGAGGCCACAAGAAGCAGUGUGGUCAGAAUAUGCGGAUGGUGUUGGAUCAGCAGCUAUUUCAAAUGAUUCCGGAAGAAAGCAUGUCAAGUUAGAACAUCAUAAGCCUGACCAAGUUCUAGCUCUACCAUCUGGUCGUUCUUGUACUCUCGAAUUCGAUGGUGCUUCAAAAGGAAAUCCUGGACAAGCUGGUGCAGGAGCUGUUAUACGGGCUGACGAUGGAAGUUUGACCCUCAGGCUACGUGAAGGUUUAGGAGUGGCAACAAGCAAUCAUGCUGAAUACAGGGGCUUUAUUUUGGGUUUGAAACAUGCACUUAGAGAAGGAUUCACAAGCAUUCGUGUUCAGGGCGACUCCAAGCUUGUUUGUAUGCAGGUCCAAGGUCUGUGGAAGGUUAAAAAUCAAAAUAUUGCCACAGUGUUUGAGCAGGCAAAACAACUGAAGGAACGGUUUGUUUCUUUCCGCAUCAUUCAUGUCCUUCGGGAGUCAAACUCUGAUGCAGAUCAGCAAGCAAACUUGGCUGUUGAACUUCCUGAGGGUCAAAUUCAGGAGGAGGUAGAGAAAUGACAAAGCUACAGAGAUGGUUUUCGAGUAGAUUUGCAGAAACAUAGUAAUGGUACACACAAGGAUUUCUAUGCGCUAAACCACUAGGUCCAGUGCUUGGCAGAAUCUUGAUUCUUUGAUGGUCUCUGCAUAUUAUGCCAGCAUUCUUUCCAAACCAAAAAAGGUUUGUGCUAUGAAACCUUAAAUACACUUAUGGUGCUAUCAUUCACUGAUUUAGUGUUUGAUUUGGAUUAAUCUUAUUGCAAUUAGGAGUUAUGUAAAUGUAAAUUGGAACAAAUAUUACCAUUAUUGGCUUCGAAUUCUCAGCAAUGUGUUGUGUCGCGCUCUACGUUCCCCAGAUACUCAAGAAAGAUAAUGGAAAUUAUUGAUGCAAA
Messenger RNA from Capsicum annuum, 2000 nucleotides. RefSeq lists its product as uncharacterized. The record is from RefSeq and is a predicted model, not a curated record. The transcript is spliced from 11 exons. Bases 529 to 1629 code for a protein of 366 amino acids. Gene Ontology annotation, molecular function: nucleic acid binding; RNA-DNA hybrid ribonuclease activity. Lineage: Eukaryota; Viridiplantae; Streptophyta; Magnoliopsida; Solanales; Solanaceae.